Saccoglossus kowalevskii is the source of this 1085-nucleotide messenger RNA. RefSeq names its product methylthioribulose-1-phosphate dehydratase-like. The record is from RefSeq and is a predicted model, not a curated record. Gene Ontology annotation, cellular component: cytoplasm. NCBI's taxonomy places the organism in Eukaryota, Metazoa, Hemichordata, Enteropneusta, Harrimaniidae. Gene Ontology annotation, molecular function: methylthioribulose 1-phosphate dehydratase activity; metal ion binding.
CGCAAACAACUUUUACUUGAAGAAAUUAAAUUAUCACUGCCACUUUCGAAAAAAAUACUGCCAAUUCACAUUAAGAGCACAUUACAUGUUAAACUGGAUACCUUCACGUCAGUUAGUAUAAUCACGAUGCAAUCACGCGCAACAUGUACAAGAGUCAUGCAAGACGUAAGUUCAAAGGUUAAUCAUCAGACACGUGUGAACAGUUCACAGGUUACAGAGACAGGCAUGAAUCCGAGCUAUGAUAAGGAACACCCAAGGAAUUUGAUUCCUGAAUUGUGUCGAGUAUUCUAUGAAUUGCGAUGGGUUACUGGAACCGGAGGUGGCAUUAGUAUCAAGUCUGGGAAUGAAAUCUUUGUAGCGCCAUCUGGAGUUCAAAAAGAGAGAAUUCAACCUGAAGAUCUAUUUGUGAUAACUACUGAUGAGAAAGAUGUAAGUGGACCUCCUCCAAGCAAAAAAUUAAAAAAAAGUGCCUGUACUCCAUUAUUCAUGAAUGCUUAUAAAUUAAGAGAUGCUGGUGCAGUGAUUCACAGCCAUUCUAUGUAUUCUAAUCUUGUGACUCUUAUCAACACUGGUGGAGAAUUUUGUAUCACUCAACAAGAAAUGAUCAAAGGAAUCAGGAAUGAUCAAGAUGGGACAUAUCUGUGGAUGAAAAAGGCCAUGGAAGAAUACCCAAAAUGUCCUGCAGUUCUUGUGCGGAGCCAUGGUAUUUAUGUUUGGGGCCCUUCUUGGCAAAAAGCCAAAGCUAUGUGCGAGUGUUUGGAUUAUCUUUUUGAGGUUGCAGUUGAAAUGCAUAAAUUGGGAAUGAAUCCAGCCAAACCACCUGUAAAAAACAUUGAUGGUGAACAAAAAGAAUAGAAGUCUGUGUAUAUUACAUGUCAAUUUAUAGAGUCACAAACUAUGACACUUUAUGCCUAUUGGUCAUAACCAGUUUUAUUAGAAAUUCUAAAACUUUAAAAUAUAAGAUAUUCACACUAUCAUAUAGGCUUAUUUUGCCAUCCUCUUUUCAACACAAUCGUGUUAGGACAACAGGGUGUAUUGAUAUUUCUUCAUCUAAUAAAAAAUCCAUUGGUCAAUGAUGUCUUAAA